This is a messenger RNA of Epinephelus fuscoguttatus (brown-marbled grouper), 1651 nucleotides long. It is a transcript of the gene tufm, whose product is annotated as Tu translation elongation factor, mitochondrial. The record is from RefSeq and is a predicted model, not a curated record. Bases 27 to 1367 code for a protein of 446 amino acids. The transcript is spliced from 10 exons. Gene Ontology annotation, biological process: mitochondrial translational elongation. Gene Ontology annotation, molecular function: GTPase activity; translation elongation factor activity; GTP binding. NCBI's taxonomy places the organism in Eukaryota, Metazoa, Chordata, Actinopteri, Perciformes, Serranidae. Gene Ontology annotation, cellular component: mitochondrion.
GUCUUUGAUUUGCCAAUCCAUCCAAGAUGGCGGCGCUUGUGCGACUGCGUGCUUGUUUCUCAGCCCUUCAGCUGUCUUCGCCAAGCCUCCUGCACAGCUCCUUUAAAGUGUGUGCUGUGCCUCUGAGUAGGCGGACCUUUGCUGCAGAGGCUAAGAAGACCUACACCAGAGACAAGCCCCAUGUGAACAUUGGAACAAUUGGCCAUGUUGAUCAUGGAAAGACAACCCUGACUGCAGCUAUCACGAAAGUGCUCGCUGAUGCUGGUGGUGCUAAUUAUAAAAAGUAUGAGGAAAUUGACAAUGCCCCCGAGGAGAAGGCCAGAGGAAUCACCAUCCAGGCGUCUCAUGUGGAAUACACCACAGCCAACAGACAUUACGCUCACACAGACUGCCCUGGUCAUGCUGAUUAUGUCAAGAACAUGAUCACAGGCACAGCUCAAAUGGAUGGCUGCAUCCUGGUGGUUGCAGGCACAGAUGGCCAGAUGCCUCAGACACGAGAGCACCUCUUGUUGGCCAAGCAGAUCGGUGUUGAGCAUGUGGUGGUUUUCAUCAACAAGGCCGAUGCCGUGGAAGACAAGGAGAUGCUGGAGCUGGUGGAGAUUGAGAUCCGCGAGUUGCUCACUGAGUUUGGCUACGAUGGCGAGAACACACCUGUUGUGAUUGGCUCAGCCCUCUGUGCCCUGGAGAACAGAGAGCCUGAGCUUGGCGUGAAAGCAGUGAUGAAUCUCUUGGACGUUGUGGAUACUUUUGUUCCUGUCCCAGAAAGACAUCUUGAAAAACCUUUUCUUCUGCCCGUUGAAGGGGUUUGUUCAAUCCCAGGCAGGGGCACAGUGGUGACCGGCACUUUGGAGAGAGGUGUCAUCAAGAAAGGAGACGAGUGUGAGUUUGUGGGCUUCAGUCGCAGCUUCAAGUCAGUGGUUGUAGGUGUUGAGAUGUUCCACAAGUCGUUGGAUCGCGCAGAGGCAGGAGAUAACGUGGGUGCUCUGGUCCGAGGACUGAAGAGAGAGGAUCUCAGGAGAGGGAUGGUGAUGUGCAAACCAGGAUCCAUCAAAGCUUACCAGAAAGUCAAGGCCCAGGUGUAUGUUCUGAGCAAGGAGGAGGGAGGCAGACACAAACCGUUUGUCAGUGGCUACAUGCCAGUCAUGUUCUCUCUUACCUGGGACAUGGCCUGCAGAACCGUUAUGCCCAAAAACAAGGAAAUGGUGAUGCCAGGGGAGGACACUUCCUUGGAAAUCGUGCUCCGCCAGCCAAUGGUUCUGGAGAAAGGCCAGAGGUUCACUCUGAGAGACGGAAACAGAACCAUCGGCACCGGCCUGGUUACAGAAACCAUGCAGUUUACAGAAGAUGACAAGUUCAACUGGGGCUGAAGGGAAACCCUGCAAAGAGGACUUGGCUGUGGGGAGGAUGCGCUGGGGGAGUCAGGGAGGAUGUGUGGUUGUCUGUGUCUGGUCAGAUGAAAUGAAUAUAGAAAAAUACAAAUACAGUUCAUAAACCCAUGCACAAACUUCUAACAGGAAAGGACUCAGAGCAAUACAUGGCUCUAUUGUGCAGGUCCAUCCAACCAAAAUAUCUAAUGUUUAGCACUGUCAGUAUGUUUGAAGGCCAGACGGUCAAAACUGUCAUUGAUGUAAUAAAAUGUAUUUAAUAAUAA